This is a messenger RNA of Peromyscus californicus insignis, 749 nucleotides long. RefSeq names its product family with sequence similarity 167 member B (gene Fam167b). The transcript has 2 exons. NCBI's taxonomy places the organism in Eukaryota, Metazoa, Chordata, Mammalia, Rodentia, Cricetidae. The record is from RefSeq and is a predicted model, not a curated record. The coding region runs from base 182 to 667 and encodes 161 amino acids.
UCCAUCCCUUGCACACUUAGCCUCACACACACAUCUGCUCACUCACCCUGGCACACUUAGCCUCCCUUACACACCGUCUGCAUUCACCACCUCACAUUCCUGGCACACUCUUCUCCCUCAACCUCUUCCACCUCUUCUAAGGCCUUUCCCUCACUGCCCCAUUGACCUCCACAGACCUACCAUGUCCCUAGAGCCACUGAAGUUCCAGGCAGUAGGUGAGGAUGAGGAAGAUGAGGAGGAGAGCUUAGACUCUGUGAAGGCACUGACCACCAAGCUUCGGCUGCAGACCCGUCGACCCUCAUACCUGGAGUGGACUGCCAGGGUCCAGAGCCGGGCCUGGUGCAGAGUCCAAGCCAGACCUGAGCCGGAGAGACCUGGAGCCAUCUGUGGCUUUGACUCCAUGGAUUCUGCGCUUCAGUGGCUCAGAAGGGAGCUGCAGGAGAUGCGUGCCCAGGACCGGCAGCUAGCAGGGCAGCUGCUGAGGCUGCGGGCCCAGCUGCACCGACUGAAAGUGGACCAAGUCUGUCACCUGCACCAGGAGCUGCUGGAUGAGGCGGAGCUGGAGCUGGAGCUGGAGUCGGGGACUGGCCUGGCUCUGGCCCCGCCACUGCGGCAUCUGGGACUCACGCGCAUGAACAUCAGUGCCAGGCGCUUCACCCUCUGCUGAGGGCACUUGGGUGUCUCCUGGACUAUCUGGGAAGAAGGAAGAGGUGCCCCGGAGGCUCCGGCAUCUGCUGGGGGAGAGGGCA